Trichoplusia ni (cabbage looper) is the source of this 1303-nucleotide messenger RNA. RefSeq lists its product as uncharacterized. Bases 22 to 1290 code for a protein of 422 amino acids. Gene Ontology annotation, biological process: sensory perception of smell; detection of chemical stimulus involved in sensory perception of smell. The transcript is spliced from 4 exons. Gene Ontology annotation, cellular component: plasma membrane. The record is from RefSeq and is a predicted model, not a curated record. Gene Ontology annotation, molecular function: olfactory receptor activity; odorant binding. NCBI's taxonomy places the organism in Eukaryota, Metazoa, Arthropoda, Insecta, Lepidoptera, Noctuidae.
AAGAUAUUUGAGCUUAUCAAAAUGGGUCGAAAAAUUACUGAAGAAAUUCGCAAGUUUGGCUUGGAGUAUUGUGAUCUGCCGACAAUGUUAUCCAAUGUGUCUGAUAUGCUGAGAAUAUUGACUCUAAACAUCGAUGGACGAAACAACAAACCCAUCCCCACGUUUUUCUACGUGUUAACGAUAUCGGUAUCCAUAACGUAUUUCUACGUGUACGUGUUCUCCGGCAUCUGGUUCACGUUCGUCCGCUGCCGCGAGACAGGUGACCUGGUGGCCGCCGCCAUCGUCUUCUCCCUGAACAGCACCAGCGAGGUCGCCAUCAUCAAGCUGUUCUACAUGAGGAUAUAUGAGAAAAAACUCAAGAACUUAACAAACAGAUAUCUAGCGUGUGACGCCCUUGUGGUCAAGGGAAGCCGGUUUGCACAGAACAUGACGAAGGCUCUCAGGAGUGUGAAGAAGCGAGCCAUCAUCUACUGGCUGGUGCUCAUGGUGGACGCCGUGCUGUAUGUGGCACAGCCCAUCGUCACGCCAGGACAGCAUCUCACUGUCGACGCUUACGUCAUUUUCGGUCUAGAGCCAAUGUUUCAGUCUCCUAACUACGAGAUAGCCGCCGUAGUGAUGGCCAUCGACGUCAUCUUCAUCUGUUACACAGUCGCCAAUGUUUCUGGCUUCCUCAUAGUUAUCAUCGGGUACACGGAGGCUCAAAUGCUAUCCCUAAGCGACGAAAUGCUACACCUAUGGAGUGACGCCCAGAACCAUUACCAGAAAACUAUGAAAGAAUGGAGCAAUUUUGAAUCAGUUUAUUUUGAAAACAAAAUAUUCAGUGAUUAUAAAGAAGAGGAUAUACUUAAUCAGUACAUAAAAGAGAAUCUUGUUGACAUUAUAGGAAGACACGCCGUCAAUGUCAAUCUGUUGGAGGAGAUCGAAUAUGCAAUGAGAGGACCAAACGCUGUCGGAUUCCUAUUCCUUAUUACUGGUUUAAUAGCGGAGUUGCUCGGUGGACUAAACAACACUAUGCUACAGAUACCAUUCACGUUAAUACAAGUAGGGGUAGACUGUUACAUAGGGCAAAAGGUCAUGGAUGCCAACAUUAGGUUCGAACAAGCUGUGUACGACUGCAAAUGGGAGAACUUUAAUGAGUCGAAUAAAAAGAUAGUGUUGGUGAUGCUUCAGAACUCGCAGAAGACGAUGACGUUGUCUGCCGGGGGCAUGGCCACGCUGAGCUUCAGUAGUUUCAUGUCAAUUAUAAAGUCCUCGUACUCAGCUUACACUACGCUAGGGUCCAUGAUUUAAUGAACACGGCUAU